Molecule: messenger RNA, 5835 nt
Organism: Lampris incognitus (smalleye Pacific opah)
Lineage: Eukaryota; Metazoa; Chordata; Actinopteri; Lampriformes; Lampridae
Gene: focad
Product: focadhesin
Exons: 44
Coding region: 136-5544 (1802 amino acids)
Biological process (GO): regulation of post-transcriptional gene silencing
Source: RefSeq, a predicted model, not a curated record
GGGAGAGGGAGAGGGAGUCUGCAGCGAGUGGGCCUUGCCUCGGCCGGGUCUGUCUCCUGACCCUCGGCGCGUUCCGUACUUCCACGUGUUCCCACCGCUCUGCCGGGCUCAGCGCAGGAGGUCUGACCCGGGACCAUGACGUCCAGUUUGAAUGCACGGUUUGACUUCCCCAGCCCCGUAAUUCAAGCUCAGGCGGUAAGAAGUCUUGUUGCGUCUGUGCUAAAAGAGAAAGAACAAAGUGGGAACAUUUCCCAUUCAUCUUCCCAGGGCUCGGCUCUGGAGACUCUGUGGGAGCAGUGCUGCAGUGACUCGGCCCAAGUGCGCUCGGCCUGCUGCGAUGCCCUGGUGCUGCUGGUGGAGCAGGGCCACGCGGACCUGCAGUACAUCCUCAACUGUAUACUCAACCUACUGCCCUCGGCCAGAAAUGUGCAAGGGCUGAUGAAGGUCAUUGGAAAGCUUCUUCAGAUGCAGGCAGACCAGCUGAACGGCGGUUCAUCAUUCACUUGUCCUUACUCCAUCAGAGGCAGCCCCCAUCCGUACAUCACAGCUUUGGAAAACCGUGUGGACUGCUGGCCUGUCCUGCUCCUGGAGAUUGAUGAGUUCGUCCAGCAGGCUGCUGACAGGGAUAAUCUGGCGUAUGUGGAAAUGCUGAUCCCGUUCCUGCGCUACAUCUUCUGUGAGCCGCAGAGGCAGACGGGGUAUGCCGUCCUCAGACACAGCAUCCUUAGUGUUCUACUGCCCCAUAGCACCCCAGAUGGAACAGAAGGCCGGAGCAAAGAAAUACAGACCUCGAAGGUGUACGACAGUCUGCUCGGCUGCCUCUGCCAACUGGUUCCACACAUGCAGGUUGACAGUGUGGAGGCAGUGUUGGAGCUCUGCGGCUUUGUAGAGGCUUUGCUCCCUUCCCUUGUGGGGUCCCCCGGGGCCCGCUGGCAGAGCGCUCAGCUGGCCCUGCAGUUGCUGUGUGCCUGCCAGCUGAGUCUGAAGUUGAGCGGAGACUGCCGACCACUGAUCCACUUGAUCCAGCGACUGCUGCCCACCUGCAGAGAGGACUUGGCGGUGGAGGAGCUGCUGAUGGGCGUGGCCCUGUUACUGCUAGAGGCCUCCACAGCUCAGCAGACUGCUUUACUUAACCUGGCACUGGUUUUAGUCCCUGAAGAAGCUGACCUUUCUCCAUGGGGGACGCCCAUCCUGGUGCUGCCCCUACUGCAGCUGCUGUCGUGCUCAGGCCUCUUGGAGCCCCUGACGGACCCCCACAUCCACAGUCACAACCUCCGCCUGGCCCACAUCCUUCUCCACAGCUGUCAGAGAGACACACACAAGCCCAGUCCGCCUGGUACCCCGCUGGCGUUCCCCCUCAGCCCCUGGUACAGCGAGCUGCAGGUGGGUUUGCAUGUGCUGCGUAAAGUGGCUGAUGACCAAGCAGCAGCCAGUGAGUGGCUCCUGUCAGUCACGUCAGGCCUGUCCUCGAGCCAGUGCGUCCCCGGGCCGCUAAGCCUCAUCGUGGCCUAUCUCAUCGUUACCAGCCAGGAAGACGUCUGCCGUCUGGCCCUGAGUGCCGCGCAGGCCAUCGCCUCAGCAGACCCCUCCCAGGUGCCAUCCCUCCUCCCAGUUUUACUGUUCAAGCUGAAGAAAGAGAGGAAUCCUGCCUUGUCGCAUGCUGUUUUAUACUCUCUUCCUUACUUUGGGACUCAUAAGUUCUGCAUCCCCCAGGUGCUCAACACUCUCCAGAUGCUGGCUAGCGCCCCCAAGUUGAGGGCUGUUGCAAUGCGCCUCAUGACUGUCCUGUGGGAGAAACAGGACCGUGUGUAUGCAGAGCUGCAGCGGCUGCUGGGCCAGCAGGAGAAGCAGCGUGUGGUGGUGGGCAGGGACACUCAGUGGGAGCAGAUGCUGGCCAGGGCUGCAUGUCUGAAGGACAUCUGCAGGAAGAGACCAUACCAGCAUGGAGGGGACAUGCUGGCUGCCAUCACACACAUACUAGGCCAGUGCUGCAAACCGGACCUGGCUGCUCCUGCUGCUCUGGCCCUGCAGGGACUCCAGGAGCUGUGUCAGGCUGAGGUCGUGGACAUGGUGUCGACAUGGAGGGCCCUGGGGCCCACACUGAGCUGUGACUCCCGGCCGCUGAUGGUUAAAGCCACCGCCGAGCUGCUGGCCCUGCUGCCCCAGCUCACCGUCAGGUCGGAGGAGUACGAGAAACUGAAAGAGGAGGUGGUCAGCUUUCUCUGGAGCUACGCAUUAAGCAAGGAUCCAGAGGUUGCCUGCUGUGGCUACAGGGCUCUAGCAGCGUUCCCUGAGUCAGUGCACACAUUGCCUCACCUGCCUGAGUCGGUCAGGCCGGCUGUGAAGCCUGAAAGCGAGGAGGAUGAACAGGACCAAGAGGAGAAGGAGAAGGAUCUGUCUGUCCCAGGUUUAUCAUACUUGAAGCUCCUUGCUCUCACCAACCUAUCUGCCCUGCCAGCUUAUGAGUUCUUCCUGACAUCGCUGGUGAGGCAGGAGAUGAGCCAGAUGCCCCGCGGAGUGUAUCAUUCUGCCCUGAGAGCAGGAAGCCUGCGUUCAGACCAGGGUAAAACGGUGGCCGGCAUUCCAGCAUUCAUGCUGAAGACCUAUGAGAAGAACAAGCAGCCAGGGCUGAAGCCGGGACUCGCAGCUGGACUUCUCCUGUCUUAUGAGCUUCCUGUUCAGACCGAUCGUGACGGCAAACCGAUCAACCGCUUCCUUGUCAGCCGCAGCCGCAGCUACCAGCAGACCCUGGCUGCCCUCAUUUAUGAAGUGAACAUUCAGCCGUCUGAGUGGCACCGAGCCCUCCUGUUGCCCCAGGCCUGGCGGGGGUUCAUGAGUCGAGCCUUCCAUGCUGUGCUGCAGGGGCGACAUGCAGACCUUGAGAUGCAGCAGAGACAGGGCAAGGGAAGCCCCGAGGAGCUGCAGUACCAGCACCACUGUGCCUGGCUCUGGGCCAGAGACCAGCUGACAGACGCCAUCAAGUCUGCUGCAAAGGACAGUCCAGUGGUGCAGGGCAACUCCAUCCUGGCUCUGAGCGGGCUGGCUGCCAUUCUGGCUAAAUACGAGAGCAACCUGCCUGCAGAAACAGACAGCCUCACGGUCGGGCCGGAGAUCGUCCCCACAGCAAGCUGGUUGACGAUGGUGCUGGACACGCUGCUCAGCAUCAUCAGCAGCAGCUACAGGGCCCAAGGACAAGUCUUCCCAUGGUUUCUACAUCGCUCCUACUCGGGGGAGAACACGGCGAGUGCUAUAGCCCGCUCCUGUGCCACCCUGGCCUUGUCCCUGCUGGUGCCCGUGCUGGCCAGCUGGCACAGGAACAGCGUGGCCGAGGUGCUGUCCACCCUGCAGGCCGGCCUUCCCAGCUCAUCCAGCGCCGACGACUCCCAGGCCAUCCAGUUCCACUCCGGCCUGGCCCUGGGCCUGGUCAUGUCCUGUCUGCACAGCGAGCGCCUCAGUGAUGUGUCCGUUCCGAAGGAGAACGACCUGCUGCUGAAUUCUUUGGACACAUUGGAACGCUGCUCCUUUGACCCCAACCUGGAAUAUAAUUCAGGAUGUGUGCUGGGUCUGGGGCUGGCACUGGGCACUCUGUGUAAUAGUGGACAAGCUGAAUCCACAGCACGCGUCACCCUGACCCUGGAUAGACUGCUUGCCAGCCUCCAUGAUAGCAGUGGCCGUGGUCGCAUGAUGCUGGAGGUCUUGGCCUACUCUGUGGCAUGCGUGAGUGUUUCGGCCUUCAGCGCAGGCCUUAUUGACGCCACCACGGCAGAUGAGGUCAUAAACACACUGCGCACCUUAACGGAGGAGAGCCAGCAGACUCCAGGCUUUUCCCUGGCACUGGGGUUAGUGGUCCAUGGCAUGUCCAACUGCGGUCAUGGCAAGGCAGAAGACAUCCACCCUCGUCUGCUGGCUGCUUGGAUCAAAAUCCUGCUGGCGGAGGGCUGUCCAACUAUGCAGCGUCUGGCUGCGGUCAACGGCCUCGUGGCUCUUGUCGGAUCCGAGAGUUACAUUAUUCAGCUGAAGAGUGAACCGGAGCUUUCCAGUCAGCAUCAGAACAGACUGAAUGAAGUUAUUCGGACAAUCACACAGGUCAUUUCCUUCUCAGGAGCAAUCGGGCUACAGUCCAACAGCGCCUGUUUAGUGGGUCAUUUGUAUUUGGCCAACAUGACUACAGAUCGUAGUCACACAUCAGUGCCUCAGGACUUCAGUUAUCUCCCCGAGAAGAGCGUCAUCAGAUCAAUUGUUGACUUCAUCAUUGAGGCAGGACGGAAAGGAGUGGGGUUUGCUCACCCAGGACCGGUGAAGACUGCGCUGGCUCCUCUGGCAUCAGUGGGGGCAAGUUUCCAAUACCCACCCAUCAACUGGAGCGCUGUCUUGUCGCCUCUUAUGAGGCUAAACUUUGGAGAGGAUAUACAACAUCAGUGUUUGGUGCUAGCAGCGUGCCAAGCCCAGUCUUCCCAGAGUGCCUCCCUCUUUUUGGGCUCCUGGCUGUCCCCGCCACUGGUGCACAGUCUCAGUUAUCACACGAGGGGCUACCUCUACGAGACCGCCGACGUGUGGAUGAAGCACAUAGCUGAGGACAAACUCCAAGUGUACGUGGAGAGCCUCGGCGUUCAGCAGUUCCAGGAGGAGCUGCGGCCCCAACGGCGGGCCCUUUGCCGGUCCCUGCUACAGGGUUUGGCCCAGGCCAUGGCCCUGCCCAACCCACCCAGCAACUGCUGGACCGUCCUCUGCUCCACCACAGAGAAGGUCUUCAACCUUCUGCCUAACCACAUCCAGGAUGGGGAUGCAGACCUGUACAUAGGGAUCGCCAACUGUCUGACUGAGAUGUCAGAUAUGGAGAUAGACCGCAUCGCUCGAGUCACGGAGGCUGGCAUGGAGAAGAGCUGUUUCGUCCUGGCUUAUCUGAUAUCUAAGGGAAGGGUUCCCCUGCUGGGCCUCAAUGACGUCAUUGCUGCUGUGGUCCGUGGGUGGCCUAGCCGCCACAUCGGCUGGCUCCUCUUGCAGAGUUUCUACCUGUGUCGACUGGCCGCUAGCCCCAACACAGGUAUCGCCAGGCGGAUGGAGUGGCUGCUGGAGCUGAUGGGGCACAUUCGAAAUGUUGCUAACGGCACUUGCUCCGAAAAGUGUACAGACACCAAAACGGCCACAGAUUUCUUGUUCCAGGUGUUCGCCGCAGCUGUCGUGUCCUGGGCCGACCACUCCAUGCCCCUCGUCCUCGGUGUUCGAGAUCAGUGGAUCCCUUGGCAGACCGGCUCGAAGCCCCCGACGUUAACGCACAGUCUGUAUGGCGAGGAGCAGGUCACCGAGCACGCUCUGCCCCUGUGCAUGCUGGGACUGCCCUAUAGCCUGACACACCUGCUGGCCAAGGAGCCUUGGUGCAGUCAGUCACAGAAGUUUGUGGACUGGCUGCUUAGUAUCACAGAAGCUUCUGCACAGGGUCUGUCAGCGACGUCCAUCAACACUGCCAAAGCUGCCCUGUUGGCCCUGAAGUCCUCGGCAUGGUGCAAGAAGAAGGCUGUGUGGACCAGAGCGUAUGGCUGGUAACACGGCUCGACCGGCGCCACCGGAGAAGUUCUCCAUCACCUCAGCAUGUCCUCGCUCGCUUCCACGAGCUUGUUGGAAGUGCCCCGCCGUCAGCGGCUCCUCCUGCUGCUGCUGUGUGGAGCUGGUCGGGACCAUGGAUGAGGGAAGACCACCGGGGUCUCCUGAGAGCCAGGUCGCGGAGCACACGGCUCGUCGGACAGCAUCACUCCUUGUUUUUCUUAGGCUUUACCCUCUCAGACAGGCUUCGGUGUCAUCACAGUCAACACAAUAAGUGUGUACUAUGUCAGCACA